CUCAUGCUGCAGUCAUUCAGAGGCACAGCGUGGAGGCUGCACAUACACACAUCAACACGUUUAGAGCGACAUGGCAAGACUACCUCACCGCUGUGUGAUGAUAUCAGUGUGUUUGGCAGGAGCUCUCCUACUGCUUCCGCUCUGCUUGGGUGUCGAGGAUGACCAAUAUAAUUUUGACUACGAUUCUACUCAAAUCCCGGAGUACGACUACAAUUCAACAUUCGAGUACUCGUUCUUCAGCAAUGCCAGCAGUGAAGAACUAGAUAAGUUUUUAAUGGGAAGAGAAACAGAGACACAAACAGAAACAGAAGCAGAAAAAGAAACAGUUGGAGGUGUGCAUGAAGAGAAGCCUACUGAACCCACAAUCUUUGAUACGGAUCAGGCAUCUCAGUCAACGCCUCUAUGUUCCAUUCUUACUUUGGUUCUGAUGGUUCAUCUGCUGCUCAGACUACUAUAGCAGACACACUGCACAUUACAGGACCCUGUUACACAAUCUGAACAGAAGUCCAGGAAGAAGAAGAGCAGAUGGCCAGAUAACCUGAAAGACAUGUGGACAUCCAGUACAGACAGACACACACGUGCUCAUGCACUCACAGAGCUCAAGCAAAAACAACGUUGGAUCCAUGACAAACCAUGACAACACACGGCUUGCAAGCUGUAAAUAAAAAGACACAUUGUUCGCUGUUCUUUGUCACAGCAAAACAGGCACACAGAGGUCAGAGGUCUCAUAGGCUGGAUCAUGGAAUGGAAUAUGAAUGUGAAAUAGGGCUAAACUAAAUUACAGGUUCUUUUGUGGGUAUUUGUUCAGGUUGUGGCUCAGAGGAGGUGAUUUGAGCAGUCUGAAUAACAAAGAAACUGAGAAAAACAAUGUUUUAAUGCACAGAUGUGCAGGCUGUCCACUGUCAUGUAAAACAAUGCAAUUUUUGGCAAUAAUCAGAAGAAUUUUGAUACAUUUGUCUCUUUUAUGAGACUUUGUCUGUUUAAGCAUUUUUUUAAAAAAAAAUUUAUCUAUAAUGUGCACAUCCUUUGAUUGCCAUGACAAAAAUACGUGUGUCAAAUAUGUAGCUGACAAACAAGAAAAUCAGACAUCAGUGUUACAUAAUGUACAAUAUUAGUAUGCCAAUUUUAUCUUAAAGCAAAGCUUUACACAAACUGAUCUGGAUUCAUGUUAUGUUUGGGAAAUUGUAGAAACACACUGAAGUUUUACAAUUAGACUGAGCUUUUCUAGUCAUUUUAAGCAUUAUGACCUCUUGCAGAUAUUACAUGUAGGCACUUUCCUUUGCCACUGCACUUCUAAGCCUCACUAUUUCUUCAGUAAUCCUCGAUACAAGCACAUUUUUUAAAUUUUGUAAUGGAUUGACUAUUAUUAUUUUUUUUUACAAAUAAGAAAGGUGAUUUACACAAAAAUGCACAUGAAUCUGUGAGCCAGUUCAGCUUUUUUUUUUAUGUGUUGUUACCAAUACUGAAUAAAUAUUUUUUCAAGUAAUACGCUGCUGUCUUAAUUUCUCUAAAGACUGAGAUCACACAGAUGAUACAAAACAUGCUGAAAAAAUG
Molecule: messenger RNA, 1554 nt
Organism: Onychostoma macrolepis
Lineage: Eukaryota; Metazoa; Chordata; Actinopteri; Cypriniformes; Cyprinidae
Exons: 5
Coding region: 71-457 (128 amino acids)
Source: RefSeq, a predicted model, not a curated record